Messenger RNA from Microplitis demolitor, 1844 nucleotides. Its product is annotated as pyrokinin-1 receptor-like. Gene Ontology annotation, molecular function: neuromedin U receptor activity. The record is from RefSeq and is a predicted model, not a curated record. The transcript is spliced from 6 exons. Gene Ontology annotation, cellular component: plasma membrane. Lineage: Eukaryota; Metazoa; Arthropoda; Insecta; Hymenoptera; Braconidae. Gene Ontology annotation, biological process: neuropeptide signaling pathway. The coding region runs from base 34 to 1752 and encodes 572 amino acids.
AUAAGUGAUAAUUAUACGAACUCAUUGACUGCAAUGCUGACAGCAAGUGUAGAAUCGAGUUUCAAUCAAACAACGAAUGAGAGACGCGAUGCUCUUUAUGUUGUCAUACCGGUGACAAUUAUUUAUGGAAUCAUAUUUUUCACCGGUUUGGUGGGUAAUGUUUCGACUUGUGUUGUCAUUGCAAGAAACCGUUCAAUGCACACGGCAACAAAUUAUUAUUUAUUCAGUCUUGCCGUUUCGGAUUUAUUACUACUUGUUUCGGGUUUACCGCCAGAGAUGUAUUAUAUAUGGUCACACUUUCCAUAUAUUUUUGGUGAAUCUUUUUGUGUGAUACAAAGUUUUGCUGCUGAAACAUCUGCUAAUGCAACUGUACUUACUAUUACGGCAUUUACUGUUGAAAGAUACGUAGCAAUUUGUCAUCCUUUCCUGUCUCACACAAUGUCCAAACUUUCACGGGCUGUCAAAUACAUUGUCGCGAUUUGGCUUCUUGCUCUGUGCCUGGCUAUACCGCAGGCUAUUCAAUUUGGGGUUGUUUAUUCACAAGAGAUGAAUGGGACGAUGAUAAUGGAUACAGCAAUGUGUUCUGUAAAGUGGGUAAUCAUUGAGCACGCAUUUGAAAUAUCGACAAUUUUAUUGUUUGUUGGGCCGAUGACAAUAAUCACUGUACUCUACAUACUCAUUGCCAUUAAAUUGAGGCAUUCAAGACUACUUACUACCAUAAAGAGAAAUCCAUUUCCUGGCUGUCUCAAUCAUGGUGAUAGUGGCAGAUCACGAGGAUUGGCUCAACGUAAUGUCAUAAGGAUGCUUGUUGCAGUUGUGGUUGCAUUUUUUAUUUGCUGGGCGCCGUUUCAUGCCCAAAGAUUACUUGCUGUUUAUGCCCAAAGUACCGGUAAAGAACCACAUGCUGCUUUAGUAACAGUCUACACAGUCUUGACAUAUAUAUCAGGAAUAUUUUAUUACCUUUCGACAACUGUUAAUCCUCUGCUGUACAACAUCAUGUCAAAUAAAUUUCGCGAAGCGUUUAAGACAAUGUUGGCGGAGCAUUGUCGCACUAGAUCUUCAAGAUCAUCAGCAUCACAAAGACACAGUCCGCAAUUAUUACAGACUUACAUUAGUUUUUCACGCAAUCAAAAGUCAACAUUAAGAAGACAUGAUCCCCAUUCAUCUUCAUCGGCAAGUGAUGACAUUCAACAGUUAGCACCACUGACUAAAAAAAAUAAUAAAGAACAAGUUAUGAUGCGGCAUUAUUUAGAUAAUAUUAAUCCGUCAAAUUCGUCGUAUUCGUCGGGCCAAGUUAUUAAUUGGCAGACGAAAAAAAAAAUAAAUAAAAAUAAUAAUAAUAACAAUAACUCGAGGUCACGGCCAGAAGAAAUUACUUUAGUAACGUCUCUGGCGAAAGGUUUCAACGACAGCUGUAAUAAUAAUGGAGGGAUUUCUCAUGCUAUCAAUAGAUGUUUCAGCAGGGACGAAAUAGCUAUUAAACCAGUGACAAUUGAUAUUUUUAGUGAUAACAAAAAAUGCGAGACAAAUAGUCUCUUUGGUCACCAAAAUGAACGAUUUAAAAAAAAAUGUUCUGUAGAAAAUGAAAUUUUAUCGACAAAUCAUCAAGUUAAUAAGAUAAAAAGUUAUCCAUGCAUUGAAAGUGCGAGUACUAUAAGUAAUUCAAGCCUUCAAGAUCUAGAUAAAAUUGAAUUCAUGGGUACUGAACUUGCGCGAUAUAUGGGAGUAUUGAAUUUUGAUCAUGUCACUUGAUCAGAGAACAGAAAAAAAAUUGAAUGACAAAAAAAAACGUGUUAUAAAUAUCUGUAACAUAUUUUAAAUAUUUAUAUCAAGGAGACUUUAAA